AUGGCUGGGGUCUCACAGAGAUGUCCCAACAAUGGCUGGGGUCCCACAGAGAUGUCCCAACCACUUAUAGAAGUUUGGGUAGUGACGGGUGUAACACUUAUAGAAGUUUGGGUAGUGACGGGUGUAGCACUUAUAGAAGUUUGGGUAGUGACGGGUGUAGCACUUAUAGAAGUUUCGGUAGUGAAGGGUGUAGCACUUAUAGAAGUUUGGGUAGUGACGGCACUUAAUAGAAGUUUGGGUAGUGAAGGGUGUAGCACUUAUAGAAGUUUGGGUAGUGACGGGUGUAGCUCUUAUAGAAGUUUGGGUAGUGACGGGUGUAGCACUUAUAGAAGUUUGGGUAGUGAAGGGUGUAGCACUUAUAGAAGUUUGAGUAGUGAAGGGUGUAGCACUUAUAGAAGUUUGGGUAGUGAAGGGUGUAGCACUUAUAGAAGUUUGGGUAGUGAAGGGUGUAGCACUUAUAGAAGUUUGGGUAGUGAAGGGUGUAGCACUUAUAGAAGUUUGGGCAGUGAAGGGUGUAGCACUUAUAGAAGUUUGGGUAGUGAAGGGUGUAGCACUUAUAGAAGUUUGGGUAGUGAAGGGUGUAGCACUUAUAGAAGUUUGGGUAGUGACGGGUGUAGCACUUAUAGAAGUUUGGGUAGUGAAGGGUGUAGCACUUAUAGAAGUUUGGGUAGUGAAGGGUGUAGCACUUAUAGAAGUUUGGGUAGUGAAGGGUGUAGCACUUAUAGAAGUUUGGGUAGUGAAGGGUGUAGCACUUAUAGAAGUUUGGGUAGUGACGGGUGUAGCACUUAUAGAAGUUUGGGUAGUGAAGGGUGUAGCACUUAUAGAAGUUUGGGUAGUGACGGGUGUAGCACUUAUAGAAGUUUGGGUAGUGAAGGGUGUAGCACUUAUAGAAGUUUGGGUAGUGACGGGUGUAGCACUUAUAGAAGUUUGGGUAGUGACGGGUGUAGCACUUAUAGAAGUUUGGGUAGUGAAGGGUGUAGCACUUAA
Candidula unifasciata is the source of this 987-nucleotide messenger RNA. Lineage: Eukaryota; Metazoa; Mollusca; Gastropoda; Stylommatophora; Geomitridae. The record is from the annotation of a GenBank genome assembly.